AUGAACGACUCCUCUGCAACUCCAAAGGUCUUCCAUACACAUGUUCAUCCAGAUGCUGACAAGGAUUUCCGAGCUAUAGCAGCUUCCAGUGAAUAUCUAAAAGCGCAGAAGAAGCAAUUUCGCAUGCAAUGUACACAGCGUGGCACGACAUUGGAGAAACCUCGGAAAUGCUCAAAGUGUAAGAGCGGUUGGUACUGCUCAGAAGAGUGCCAAAAGAAAGCCUGGCCCACCCACAAACUGUCAUGCCGCAACGUCGAGCGCUCCUCGGGGGCAUUCAAAUUCAUACGAAUGUUUGCUUUAAAUCCAUUGCUCAUGAGGUUCCUCCGAGCUGGUAUCAUCUUCGACUGUGGCCUGCUCGACGAUCCCCGGAUCGGAUUCGACGUGCCGUUUGUGGCACGUGUUGUCAUCACUAUUGAGCCGAGCGACAUCCUCGACUUUAUUGGUUUGUAUCUUGAUCACAAGACCGUUGGGCAGAGGCUUCAGGGGAUGGUGCAAGUCAAUGCCAUCAUUCCGUGCCACCCAAGCACGUUUCCCCUUAUGCCGAAGCGGCUACAAAUUUGGCGUGAGGAGCGAGCAAAGUGUGAUGCAGAUGGUUUCGCCAAUGAUCCUGUUGGACUCCUAGAAUAUGUCGAUGGUACUACCUAUGCAAAGGACUCAUGCCAAAACACAGUAACCAGUGGUUUGUAUACCCCCACUAGCGUCUUUGACUGGGCGAGGAGACGUGAGCCCUUCAUACGUUACACUGCUGUCACGGGCACUCCGUCCAAGCAACCCAUGAAUGCUGUGGCGUGUCUAGAGUAUAUCAACGUGCAUAUUAGGGAGGAUACGCAGAACCAGUUGCGUUUACGGACCGAGAUGACAGAGCAAGACAAGGAAAUUGUCCGCGCUGCAGGUCGCAACGAGGACGCACUUCCGGAUCCCGCUCGCAUACUCAAAGAGAAGAUGCAAAGGGAAUCUGUAUAUACUAAUAUCGUGCAUUUGACACGAUAA
Messenger RNA from Suillus paluster, 990 nucleotides. RefSeq lists its product as uncharacterized. NCBI's taxonomy places the organism in Eukaryota, Fungi, Basidiomycota, Agaricomycetes, Boletales, Suillaceae. The record is from RefSeq and is a predicted model, not a curated record. The transcript is spliced from 5 exons. The coding region runs from base 1 to 990 and encodes 329 amino acids.